Messenger RNA from Cynara cardunculus var. scolymus (artichoke), 1365 nucleotides. RefSeq lists its product as uncharacterized. The record is from RefSeq and is a predicted model, not a curated record. Lineage: Eukaryota; Viridiplantae; Streptophyta; Magnoliopsida; Asterales; Asteraceae. The transcript is spliced from 4 exons. Bases 91 to 1365 code for a protein of 424 amino acids.
CCUAACUCCUAAGUCCUAUCACCCACCCACUCACUUAAUUAUUCUUAUUUAUCUUACUUAGAAGUUAGAACUUAAUUACUAAACAAAGCAAUGGAAAGUAGAGAAGGGGGUCAAUCUUCAAGGGCAUCUGUGACCCCGAUUACUACUACUACUUCAUCAGAAGUGGGUACAAAAUGCGUCAGUGGUGAUAUGGCUUGGGAAUGGGGGGUAUGGAAAGAUCCAACCAAAAAAAAUAAUAUAUGGUCUACCUUAUGUGAUAAAAAAAUGAGUGGAGGGAUCACUAGGUUGAAAGAACACCUUACUCACAUUGGAAGUAACGUCAUUGGUUGUCCUAAUGUGAGUAAUGACAUCAAAAAAAGAGUUCUAGCAUCCAUCAGUGAAAAGAAUAAGAAAAAGAAAGAACGAAAUAGAAAUGUAGAAAUCCUUCGACAAUAUUCGGUUGAAGUUGAUGAUAUURAUGAUAUUGAUGAGGAUGAGCAAGACGUAGAUGGAAUAGAGAUUAUCGAAGGAGGAAGAGCACGAGCACGAGCACAAGCCUCAACACAACCUCGUGGCAUGCCGGCUCCAAGUUAUCAUAAUAUUUGGGUCACAUUGUUGAAAGAUGUACUUGAGAACACCAACAAGUUUGUGGAUUCCUUUCGUUCACACUGGAAGAAGAGUAAAUGCACUAUUAUGUCCGAUUUUUGGAUAGACGGGAAAGGGAGAAGCUUGAUCAAUUUUUUGGUCAAUUGUCCACAAGGGACAAUUUUUUUGAAAUCAAUUGAUGCAUCGGAGCAUGUGAAAGAUGCCCAAUUAAUUGUACAGAUGAUCAAUGAGGUUAUAGAGGAUGUCGGAGAGGAGAACAUCGUGCAGUUUGUCACCGAUAAUGGGUCCAACUUUAAAGCUGCUGGAAAAAUCUUGGAAGAACAACAUCCUCAGAUGUUUUGGACACCAUGCGCAGCACAUUGCGUGAAUCUUAUGAUAGGAGAUGUCGGAGAGAAAAUUCUGAAGAUUAAAAGUGUGUUAGCUGAUGCGAGAGCGGUAGUGGUUUAUAUUUAUAACCACGGAAGGAUUUUGAAUAUGAUGCGAAUGCUUACUAAAAAUAGAGAACUGCAUCGAUCAUGUGUUACAAGGUUCGCAACACAAUUCUACACCAUUCAGAGCAUCCAUGAGAAUCGACAUCAUCUCCAAGUGCUAUUUGUUUCUGAACAAUGGAGGAAGAGUGACUUUGCCAAGAAACCCAUCGGAAAAAGAAUUGAACGAAUAAUAGCUAGGYAAGAGUUUUGGGACAAUAUUUAUCUUGCUUGUCAGGUAUUGGCACCGUUGGUUGAUGUUGUUCGGUUGGUUGAUACGGAGGAGAAGCCGUGUAUGGUAAUGUCACGAUGA